CAGAAGAAGAAGAAGAAGCAGAAGCAGCAGAAGAAGAAGUAGUUCCGGUGGCUAACAUGCUAACUGGGUAAAGAGAAGCAGCAGGAACCCGCCGCAGAGGAACCCGCUGCAGAGGAACCCGCUGCAGAGGAAAAACUGUCGGGAGGUUUCAGACUCAGCUGCUCUUGGCUAACGAUGCUAACGGAGGCUAGCGCUGCUCGCUAACAGGAAGUAGCCGGAGAGUCCAGUUUAUCAGAGAGCUGCUGGAGCCUGAAGUCCGGGACCGGGAGGAGCUGCUGGAGGUUUUUACACUUUACUGCUUAUUCUCACUGUAAACUGCCUUUACUGCAGUAAAAGUACCACUGUGUGAAAAUACUCCACUGCGAGUAAAAGUCCUGCAUUCAAACCUUCCUUCAGUAAAAGUAUACGAGCCCCAGUCUGGACCAGGAGGACCUAAUGGAGCCCCCACACAUUAAAGAGGAGUGUAGCCCCAGCCUGGACCAUGAGGACCCACCAGAGCUCCCGCACAUUAAAGAGGAGUGUAGCCCCAGUCUGGACCAUGAGGACCCACCAGAGCUCCCACACAUUAAAGUGGAGUGGAGCCCCAGUCUGGACCAUGAGGACCCACCAGAGCUACCACACAUUAAAGUGGAGUGGAGCCCCAGUCUGGACCAUGAGGACCCACCAGAGCUCCCACACAUUAAAGUGGAGUGGAGCCCCAGUCUGGACCUGGAGGACCCACUAGUGCCCCCACACAUUAAAGAGGAGUGGAGCCCCAGUCUGGACCAUGAGGACCCUCCAGAGCCCCCACACAUUAAAGAGGAACAGGAGGAACUCUGGACCAGUCAGGAGGGAGAGCAGCUUCGAGGGCUGGGGGAGGCUGAUACCACCAAGUUCACAUUCACUCAUGUCCCUGUGAAGAGUGAAGAAGAAGAGAAACCUCAGUCCUCACAGCUUUAUCAGAGACUAAAUGAACAGAUGGAAACAGAAUCUGAUGGAGAGGACUGUGGAGGACCAGAACCAGCCACAAACACAGAUCCAGAUAAACAUUUACAAUCAGCUGCUGGGGACAAGACGUCAGACUCUGAGUCUGAGACUGAUGACAGUUGUGAUUGGGAGGAGACCAGGGAACCUCAGUCAGGUUCAAACCUUCUGCAAAAAAAUGAAGUACCUGUUAGUGAUCAGGAAUAUAGUACUGGAAAAACAUCAAGAAGCUCCUCUGAAUGCUCUACAAGCUUUGGCCACAAGGGACUCCAAACAGGAGAGAAACAAUUUAGAUGUUUAGUUUGUGGUAAAGGAUUUGCUCAAACGUCACUCCUGAGACAACACAUGACAGUCCACACAGAGCAGAACCUUUUCAGCUGCCCAGUUUGUAAAAUAAGUUACAGGAGCAAAUGUUCUUUGUCCACACACAUGAGAGUCCACAGAGGGGAGAAACCUUUCAGCUGCUCAGUUUGUAAAAUAAGUUACAGGAGCAAAUGCUCUCUGUCCACACACAUGAGAGUCCACAGAGGGGAGAAACCUUUCAGCUGCUCAGUUUGUAAAAAGAUUUUGGGGAGCAGAUGUGCUUUGUCCAUACACACCAGAAUCCACACAGGAGAAAAACCCUUCAGUUGUUCUGUCUGUGGAAGAAGAUUCAAGCACAGCUCACAUUUGUCCUCACACACAAGAGUUCAUACAGGGGAGAAACCUUUCAGUUGUUCCGUCUGUGGUAAACAAGUUGCACGGAAGGAACAUCUGACGCUGCACAUGAGAGUCCACACAGGAGAGAAACCCUUCAGCUGUUCUGUCUGUGGUAAAGGAUUCGCUCAAAGCUCAAAUGUGAUCUCACAUAUGAGAAUCCACACGGGAGAGAAACCAUUUAGUUGUUCAGUGUGUGGUAAAACAUUCACUCAGCUUCGUGCUGUAAAACAGCACAAGUGUGUCGGUGCGAGCAGCGGAAGUAAAUGAAGCUGCAGAGAAGCUUGUUGAGCCGAUUCCUUCCAGCAGGUUUAAAGUUCUGAGGACAAGACUUGGCUCAACACUGAUGUUGCCUUUAAAGCGGAGCUUCAGGUUUUUCCAGCCUGUCAGAACAGUACAAAGAUGCCAUACGUGCUGAAAUCAUUAUUCAACUGGGUAUCUUCGUCCCGGGACUCGUGUGAAUGUUUGUUUUGUUGCGGCAGUUACUAAGGGACUCCCUGUGCCUCCGCUCAGCGAGUAAACCCAGUCUGUGCAGUCCUAAAGAGGGGGUUUUGUAGAAAAGUAGGAAGAUCCCCACUUGAUCUUUCCAACUCAGACCUGAACUUAACAAUGCAUUUUAUGAUCCCUUACCCAAGGUCUUUUUUAGACUGGGUCUGAACUUUUAGACCUCUUCAGACUCUCUCCAACCAGCAGCAGCAGCUUCUACAUGUGGUUUUCUUUAAAAUCUCACUGAGAUCAGUGUAAAAUGACGUGUUGCUCUCCACGAACACAUCACUGAUUCUGACUCCAGGCUUCAGCUUUAUUCAUGGUUCAUGUGUCUUUAUUUCCUUCCUGAUCCAGCCAGGAGGGUUUCAAGUCCAUCACACUCCAUGUCUUCUUGCCUCUUUAUUUUUCUAAUUAGUUAAUACUUUAAUCACGAUGGUUUCCUAUGAGGCUGCCAAACCACGACUAGAUCUAAAUUGGAAGAGAUUGAACCAACAAAAAAUGUACUGCGAUACUUUUAUUCUGGUAGUGUUGGUUCUGUUGUCUGUUACACCUUCUUGUAAGCAUGAAAACGUGGACUAGUGUUGCACGGUACACCGAUACUUGAAAGGUAUCGCAAUACCCUGACGUUAAAAACAAUACAAUACUGACUAGGGUUGAAACGAUUUAUCGAUAAAAUCGAUUCAUAAAAUUCUUCGACACAAAUUCUUUGCAUCGAUGCUUCGUUGAAUCCAUAUAACUAUACAGCACGGUGUUUCGCAGGGACAUCUAUUACUGUCGCACAUCGCGUUUACGCUGUGAACCCAACGUCAUUAUGUUGGAGCUGUUUGCAAAGUGGGGAAGAGAGAGAAAACAGCGAGGGACAAAAAAGAAAGUGUCCAAAGUCUGGGAUUAUUUCAAGCUAAAGAAAACAACAUCUCUGUAAUGUUACCGUCCGUCCACCUUAAAACUUAUGUUGCCUCGGCAACAGUAUGACGGCGCCUUAUCAGAAGGCGGCCGGUGCUCUGUCAGCGGACCACAGACAAGGUAACAGUAACAGCAACUUUAGCAUUGAACUGAAAUCAUGACUGACUGUUGAGUUGAAGCCAAAGUAAGCUGCAGUCCUCAGCUGAAAAUGUGACCACGUGCGU
Molecule: messenger RNA, 3272 nt
Organism: Micropterus salmoides (largemouth bass)
Lineage: Eukaryota; Metazoa; Chordata; Actinopteri; Centrarchiformes; Centrarchidae
Product: gastrula zinc finger protein XlCGF57.1-like
Exons: 2
Coding region: 436-1929 (497 amino acids)
Source: RefSeq, a predicted model, not a curated record